CUCACUAUUCGUCUUUUCUAAUCUUCACUCAAUUUUCUCCCUCUCUCUUUCUCACACACAGGGACACACCAGUUGAAGACCAAAUCGAAGAGCAACGAGGAGCUCUCCUCGUAAACUGGUUGUGGAGUUUUCCAGGGUCUAAUCAUGGAGUUAUAGCACAGGAAGACCUGAGUUUUCUGCCAUUUUGAUUGCCAAAAAAAUAAAAAAAAAUGAAGCUAAGCUUCACAAGUGCAUGCUGUCCCUCUAAUUUCUCAAUUUUUACUAAACCCUCUAUUUGUACUAAUCUUCAUCGGCCAGUUUGCUCUUCUUCAUUAUCCUCCCUACCCACUUCAUUAAAACCUCAAGUUCCGCUCUUUCUAAGACCACCAGUGCACUCAGCUACCGUUCCUGACCUCAGAAACUGGCAUGAUUGGGCCAAAAACCUUGCUUCUUCAGUUGGGACAAGGUUUCUGGACUCAGACAAUGGUCCAGACUCUAGCCUGUUGUCUAGGGAGCUUAAGUGGCUCAUGGAAGAUGCGAUUGAAGAUCACUCGGUAUUUUCCCAAUUGGGUAUUGGAAACAAUCAGACAAAUGUAAGAUUAAGGGCAGGCAUACAGGAGCUUUACAAUCUGUGGAAGCAGAGGAUUGAAGAGAGAAGGCCUUUUCAGUAUGUAGUUGGCUGUGAGCAUUGGAGGGACUUGGUUUUGAGUGUCCAAGAGGGGGUUUUGAUUCCAAGACCCGAGACUGAACACAUUGUUGACUUGGUGGCUGAUGUGGUUUCAGACGAUGAAGGAUUAAGAGAGGGGUUGUGGGCAGAUUUGGGGACUGGAAGUGGUGCACUUGCUAUUGGAAUUGGGAGGAUUUUAGGGAGUUGUGGAACAGUCAUCGCAACAGAUUUAAGCCCUAUCGCACUGUCCGCGGCAGCUUUUAAUGUGCGGAGGUAUGGUCUGCAGGAUGCAAUUGAAUUAAGGCAAGGAUCAUGGUUCAAACCAUUGAAGGAUGUGGAAGGAAAACUUGCUGGUAUUGUAAGUAAUCCACCAUACAUACCGAGUGACAAUAUCCCUGGGCUACAAGCUGAGGUUGGUAGACAUGAACCAAGACUUGCAUUAGACGGUGGUCUUAGUGGAAUGGAUUAUCUCUUCCAUCUUUGCAAUGGGGCUGCGUCAAUGCUAAAACCUGGUGGAUUUUUCAUUUUUGAGACAAAUGGUGAGCAGCAGUGCAGGUGUCUUGUAAAGUACUUGGAAAAUGAUAUGAGAGGCAGCUUCCGCAGUUUGGACAUAGUAUCUGAUUUUGCUGGCAUUCAAAGAUUUAUAACUGGAUUCCGUCAAUGAUAUGUCAAUUAAGGUUAGAAAAGAAAAGGAAAAAAGAAUCCGAAACCUUUCUCCUGCUUUUCAAGAAGCCAUCCUUACGUUUAUGUAACUCUUUACUCAGUUGCAUGGAUAUCACAACCCUCAAGCCCGGCAAGACAGAAUGAAGAAACUUCUCCCAUCCAAUCACUCCUACCAACUUUUCCACAAUUUGUUUCACAAUUACCUUUUACUUAACUUUUUUUUUUUAUUUUUUAUUUUCUUGAAUUUCUGGGGGUAUUUUUGUCUUAUUGAAAAAAAUUGUAAGGUAAUUUUUGUCUCUUUGCUAGGCUUUGGGGAUAUGGACAACUUUUUGAUAGUUUUGGGAAGACAUUGUUCUAAUUGAAAGUUUGAAGAGAAUAUUAUCAAUUGAAUGAUAGUUUGA
Molecule: messenger RNA, 1710 nt
Organism: Alnus glutinosa
Lineage: Eukaryota; Viridiplantae; Streptophyta; Magnoliopsida; Fagales; Betulaceae
Exons: 4
Coding region: 210-1310 (366 amino acids)
Biological process (GO): protein methylation
Molecular function (GO): protein methyltransferase activity; nucleic acid binding
Source: RefSeq, a predicted model, not a curated record